AAUAAAAACAAGGCCUCUCAUUAUGAGGACCCUGAAAAGACAAAAAGGUCUAAGUCUGACUCCUUCAUCUAAAGUUCAAACAAUAGAUUAGGUAGAAGAACUUGAAGAGGAUCCUUUGAAGACACUGAGGCUUCGAAGCACAACCCACUCCAAAGUAAGACCAGACUUGAUUUAUACUGUCUGCUGUGAUAUCAGCUUACUCGUGCAAAACAUAGGACGCACUCCUUAGUGGGACUGUGGAAGCUUUGUUCAGGCAGGACAGGAACACUAAGGGACAUGCAGGUCAGUACAAUUACUUUAGUAAUGAAAGAUUACAGACGUGAGUUAGCAAAGAUCUUUUUCAGAGACUCCAGUUUGGCUGUAGAGAAUAAUUUACUAAUAAUAACAGACUGGUAGAACAUCUACAAAAAAGAAAUGAACCUGAGCAGGAACCAGGCUGCAGAACAGAAAACAAAUCCCAGUGAUGUAGUUUUUACUUGUAGUUUGUUUUUUAAUUUCCAUAAACUUUGCAUUGCUGAUUUUCUCACACUGUUCUUCAAAGUUGUAGUGUAUGAUUUUGCAUUGUAUUGUAUGUUGUAUGCGAUUGUAAGGUCUUCAGGGUGCAGAGCUGAGAUCAUCCACACCAGAGUCAAAGAAGAUGAAGGCUGUUCUCUCUGUCCUCCUCCUGGCAGCUCUGACAGCAGCAGCUACAGCUCUAUUCUGGAGAAAAUACAUUUAUGUGAAGGAAGAUAUGACCUGGAAUGAUGCUGAGGCAUACUGCAAAGAGAAUUAUGUAGAUCUAGCGAUCAUUGAAUCAAAGUUAGACCUAGAAAGAAUCGAAAAAGUUGUAACUUCUUUUGAACCUUCAUGGAUUGGCCAAAGCAAUAUUUCAAGUGUGGACAAUUUUCCUCAGUGGGAUGAUACAGGUUUAUUAGAUUUCACAUCUCUGUAUCCUGAAGAACAUAUAAAAGGUAACACCUGUAUCUCUAUCGAAAAUUAUCUAUUAUUGACUGUGAAGAAUCUUUCAGACUGUGCAAAAAGACAGACGUUCGUCUGCUACACCUGGAAGCCAGAUCUGAUUGUCGUGCCAGAGAAAAAGACCUGGGAAGAAGCUCUGAAGUACUGCAGAAUGAACUACACUGACCUGGUCAGCAUCACCACAUACAGAGAUUACCUGCUAAUCAACAGCACAGUCACAGAAAUUCAGACAAGCAGUUUCUGGACCAGUCUUCGCUUCCUGGGUGGUUCAUGGUACUGGGUGAACCAGAUCUACAUGGAUAAAGAAAACACCGGCUUUUUGCCCUCAUGCCCUACCCCAGGUUUCCAUUGUGGAUCUCUAAAAGUUGAAACUAAUGUCCUAGAGAACAGAAACUGUGAAGAAAAAAUGCACUUCAUCUGCUAUAAGCAAAAUUGGCAAGAAUACUUUGGAAGUAAUAAUAGAAAAUGAAGCUGUUUUCUGCAAUCAAGACCUGGACAAGACGGAGAAGACUACACCCAUCACUGCAAAAAUAUGACUUAGCAAGUAUCUUUCGUUUGGUCAAAUUUAUUUUAAGCCGAUUCUUUUACUUUAAAUUAGCAACCUUAUCUGUCAAUAGAGUAAAAAAAUGUAAAGUUUAAAAAUAGUAAAAUGGAUCUAGAAUAAUGAAUUAUUCUAUAGAAAUAUAAACUCAGUUUAUUCUAAUCAUGGAUUCUAAAAUAGUGGACAAAUCUGAUUCAAUAUACUUUAACCUAUAAAGAUUACAGUGAUUUUCUACACUUCUAUUAUAUUAACAUUAACAUUAGACUGGAAUGUUUAACUGAAUAUUCAGAUUUUUCUGUGUUAUGGCACCUACUGUACUAGAUGUAUAAUUUUUCUUCAACAUUUACUUCUUUCUGUAAUCUAUCAUAAAGUAUAUUUGUAUAUAU
Messenger RNA from Tachysurus fulvidraco (yellow catfish), 1884 nucleotides. Its product is annotated as putative C-type lectin domain family 20 member A. The transcript is spliced from 2 exons. The record is from RefSeq and is a predicted model, not a curated record. The coding region runs from base 638 to 1426 and encodes 262 amino acids. NCBI's taxonomy places the organism in Eukaryota, Metazoa, Chordata, Actinopteri, Siluriformes, Bagridae.